UAGAACUAAAGCUGUCCGAAAACACUGAGAGCUCACAACACAGUUGACAUUGAGAACAUCACAGGGUGUAUGAAGGAGAAACAUGGACAGUGGAAUCACCCAUCAAUAGGGCUAUAAAGACAUAAUUUUGUUACUCAAAGGAUCCAAUUAAAAAGCUACUUGAGGUAAAGUUGUCAGAGAUGGGAAAUACAGGUGGGAAGAAAAGAGAAUUUUGGUUGGCAGAGAAAGGUCUAACACAUAGACAAGAUGAGACAACACAGUUGGAAGAAAGACAAGAUGAGACAACACAGUUGGAAGAAAAAAAAACUGAAGCUGGUUUUAUACCAGGACAUCAUGAAGCCGAGGUCUGCUAUGGAGGUGAAGCUGACUUACACAAGCACUAUACCGGCUGUAAGAAGAAUCCAGGUCAUGUCAACUUUAUACCUGUUAAUGAUUUUAACUUGGAUCAUCUCCCCUCACGUUACCGUGACGUCAUCAUGUUGGAGGUAAUCAAAGCUUUGUCUGCCCUAACGGUCCUGAUAAAGGUCAAGUUCACCAGUCUAAAGAGACCAAAGUCUGUUCCAUGCUUCAGUGGUCAGUAUCCAUGUUAUAACUACAGAGGAAGUGACGUGUUGAGGACAGGGACGGGGAGGGUGUGUGGUGUGGUCAAGUACACAGAGAGUGACAACAAGGGCACUUGUCCAUGUGGCAAGUGUCAACACUCGGACACACCCAGCAAAGUGUGGGGGGAGGUUCUUGUGAUGACAGCCACACACGUGGUGUUUGAUGAGAGUGAGGCGAGACGGACCAGGUGUGUUGUAGGUUUUGAUGACAAUAAAAGUCCUGGGGUCAGUCUAGAUGGCUGGAGGGUGAGGUGGGCAAACAUUAAGGGAGACUGGUGUUGGUUUAUAUGUGUGUCAUGUGACUUAGAGUUGGUUGAUGAACUGUACAAGAUGUGUCGGCACUUGUAUGAUCUAUGUGGGAAAGUAUGGAACAAAUACUUGGGAUUUCUUGAUGUGGACAAGUUGGCCGUUAUAGUGUCACAUCCUCAUGGCUGUCCUAAACAGGUCUCUGUAGGACAAUGGACACACAAACAUGUGAGGAAAGCUUGGUACACCAAGUACGCCAAGGACAAGUACACGUACACAACAUGUACAUGUCCUGGCUCCAGUGGAGCGUCUGUCUACUUGCUGGGAUGUGGCAGGUCGUUGUGGUCACAUCACCACAGUGGAUCAAACUCUGAAGGAAAUUAUAGUGGGGAGGUUUUGUAG
Messenger RNA from Physella acuta, 1250 nucleotides. RefSeq lists its product as uncharacterized. The record is from RefSeq and is a predicted model, not a curated record. Lineage: Eukaryota; Metazoa; Mollusca; Gastropoda; Physidae.